AUGGCUCGAAGUAAUUAUGGCGGUCCCAAACUGCCCAAGACAUUAUUGGACCAAGUGGGAGGUGUGGAGAAGCGAGGAGGCAGAGACACAUCUCGGAAAGACAGACGGAAGGCAGAGAGGCAGGCGAAGAAGGGUGGGGGGGUACAAAUCAGUGCUACUGCGAGAAGAGUGCCAAUCAGGCUCAACAAUGAGGAGCCGGACAGAUCUCGAGUAGACAAGAUACGAGUGAGGCCGUCGAAGGACGCCAAGCCUGUCAAAUCGAUCUUGAAAUCGUCGAGAAGAACUCCAGCACCAGCACCGGAAUCAGCUGUCUCUGACGAUGAGUCCACAGCGGAGACAGAACUCGAGGAUAUAGGCAGCGAGGAUGAGGAGGAGGAAGGUGAAGAUGCUUUGAGUGAAACUGAAAGCGACGACUCGUUCAUGAUAUCACGGCAGGCAGCCAAGGCUGGAUUAGCAGAUGAGGACGAUGAGAUCACAGCCCUGGAGCGGAAGUUGGGCGUGAAGAGCAAGAAAAGCAGUAAUGAGAUCGGCGAUGAUGAGCUCGAUUGGCUGGUCACGGGCUCUGAUAGCGAAGAGGAAGGCAGGAAGAAGCGAAAAAGACCAGAUGAAGAUGCGAAGUGGCUACGAGACAAGCGGCUGAAGAUGAAUCGCGUAGAAACGGUCUCCAGCUCUGAGGCUGAGGAAGAAGGUUCAGAGGACGCUUUAGCUAUGGAUGAUGAGUCUGAUGGGAUUGAGAACCCAUUUUCGGAGGAUGAGAUGUCUGAUGACUUUGGUGGCUUCGAGUCAGAAGACGACGGACCAUCGUCGCCAAAGCGAGAACGUGAGAAUCCGUACGUGGCUCCAGUAUCGAAAGGCGACUCGACUGCAGGUGCCACCGGCAAAUACAUUCCGCCGUCACUACGCAAAGCUGCCACGUCCGACGAGGGAGUACUCAAGCAAUUACGCCGACAAAUACAAGGCCAGCUGAAUCGUCUCUCUGAUGCGAACUUGCUCUCUAUCUUGCAAGCUGUAGAGCAGAUCUAUGAGAAGAGCGCGAGGCAGCAUGUAACGUCUACACUGAUCGACUUGCUUGUGGGACUAGUCACUGACCCAGCAAUCCUCAACGACACAUUCCUUAUCCUGCAUGCUGGUUUCGUGGCUGCGCUGUACAAGGUCGUCGGCACGGACUUUGGUGCACAGCUGGUUGAACGACUUGUCGAAGUACUAGACGGCUAUAGACAGGCCGACAAUGCCGAAGGAAAGCAGCAGCUCAAUCUGGUGGCGUUCAUGUCGACUUUAUACGCCUUCCAGGUCAUCAGUAGCGCUAUUCUGUUCGACUACAUCCGUCUGUUCCUCAGCGAGCUGACGGAAGACAACACGGAGCUGCUACUACGCAUCAUUCGCACAUCAGACACACAGCUUCGUAAAGACGAUCCAACAGCACUGAAAGAUAUCGUGCUGCUUCUCCAGCGACAAGUUACUGAGGCAGGCGAGGCCAAUAUCUCUGUCCGCACGAGGUAUAUGAUCGAUACCAUACGCGACCUCAAGAACAAUCGCAUGAAGACCGGCGUAGCCAAUUCAGCAGUCGUGGCAGAACACACAACACGUAUGCGGAAGAUACUGGGCACUCUCAACACUCGCCCUCUACGAGCCUCUGAACCACUCCGGAUCACCCUCGCAGAUAUCCGCGACAGCUCAAAGAAAGGGAAAUGGUGGCUCGUGGGCGCCAGCUACCAUGAUCCCGCCAAACUCGCCUCCACCACAGCCCCCGGCGCCACGCCCGGUAGCAAAGCCAGCGGGAACGUAGACGAUGGCUACGAAUCCGACACCCCUGGCCAUGUAAAUCUAACAAAAGCUGCUCGCAUCCAAGGCAUGAACACCGACAUUCGCCGUCUCAUCUUCAUCAACAUAGUCGGAGCCGAGGACUACGUAGACGCUUACCAGCGAAUUCAAGCCCUAAAGCUGAGAAGCAAGCAAUCAGCUGAGAUACCAGGCGUAUUGGUGCAUUGUGCGGGUGUGGAACAAGGCUGGAACCCCUUUUAUGGGUUCCUGGCACGGAGAUUAUGUGAGGAUGGUGGCAAAGGGAUGGGUAAGGGGUUUCAGAAGACGUUGUGGGAUAGUAUCAAGAAACUGGCUGAUGAUGGUGAGGGUGACGAUGAUGAGGGACGAGACGAGCUUAGCAUGACGAAAGUCGUUAUUUUGGCUAGGCUCUAUGGGUUUUUGAUUGCACACGGAUGUCUCUCCAUCGCCGCCACGAAGACAUUGGAUUAUGGGCUCCUUUCACGCCCCGACACGAAGGCCUACGUAUUCGGCAAUUCUUUACUUACCACCGUCUUAUUGCAGGCCCACAAGAAGAACGACGACUACGCGGCAAAACUUCGGGAUAUCUUUUCUGCCACUUCUAGAGCGCCACAGAUGAUUGAGGGGCUGCAGUUGUUUAUGAGUAUCGUGGUAAUGCGAGCUGAUCUGGCGAAGAAGAGAAGAGAAGAGGGUUUUAUCAGGGAGGGGUGUGAGAUUGUCCUGGAUGUAUUGAGGAAAGUCAGCGAGGAGUCGGUGAAGGGGAGGAUGCAGGGUGAUGGCAGUGAGGAGGAGUAG
Molecule: messenger RNA, 2574 nt
Organism: Recurvomyces mirabilis
Lineage: Eukaryota; Fungi; Ascomycota; Dothideomycetes; Mycosphaerellales; Teratosphaeriaceae
Gene: SGD1
Product: suppressor of glycerol defect
Exons: 1
Coding region: 1-2574 (857 amino acids)
Biological process (GO): ribosomal small subunit biogenesis
Cellular component (GO): nucleolus
Molecular function (GO): RNA binding; protein binding
Source: RefSeq, a predicted model, not a curated record